Molecule: messenger RNA, 1172 nt
Organism: Exophiala xenobiotica
Lineage: Eukaryota; Fungi; Ascomycota; Eurotiomycetes; Chaetothyriales; Herpotrichiellaceae
Exons: 1
Coding region: 59-994 (311 amino acids)
Source: RefSeq, a predicted model, not a curated record
AAACCACAGACCACAGUAGUGGGACAACAUCUCGAAGCACUGGAAAUCCGUCUCCGUCAUGGCAACAUCGACCCUCAUCCUGUCCGAUUGUCGCACCCUCGCCUACCUCGACUACGAAAUCCAAACAUCGUCUUCAAGUGAUGCAUCACCCAGAGCCAGAAAUGGGCCAACGAUAUUCUACUUCCAUGGCUUUCCCGGUUCUCGUCUCGAAGGUGACCUCUUGGCCCCUACCGCCAAAAGGCAUGGCGCUCGGUUGAUCUCAAUUGACCGGCCCGGCAUGGGUCUCUCCACAUUCCAGCCUGAUCGCACUCUACUCGACUGGCCGCGAGACGUGCUGGAGCUGGCGGACCACUUGCAAAUCCCGGCCUUCUACGUGGUCGGCGCUUCGGGAGGUGCACCAUACGUCUUUGCCUGUGUCAAGGCACUUCCAAGGAACCGGCUACUCGGUGCCAGCGUCGUUGCUGGCAUCUACCCCCUCAGCCUCGGCACUCAAGGAAUGUCUAUGGACAACCGAAUCCUGCUGUGGACUGCGUCUUCAAAGUGGCUGGGAGGUCUGACCGGACGAAUGAUGGACUGGGCGUUUGGAGCAGUUGUUCGAGACCACGAACAUCCGGAACGUCUGACAGACCUGUUGGUCAAGGGCAUGCGGACGAAGCCUGAACCCGAUGCAAAAUGCUUCGAGAACGAAUGGGCCAGAGACAGAAUAGUUGAAGCUGCGCGAGAGAGCUUCAGGCAGGAUGGAGAUUGCGUGGCCUUGGAUAUCAAGUUGAUUGCCAGAGACUGGGGCUUCAACCUGGAAGAUCUAAACAUCGAAGGGUUCAGAAUCUGUCUUUGGCAUGGGAAGCGCGAUGCUAACGUGCCCGUGUCCAUGGCAGAGAAGGCUGCUGCACUGAUGAAAGGCGUAGAUCUGAGGGUCCUUGAGGAUGAGGCUCAUCUGAGCAUGUCUCUGAAUCAUCAAGACGAGAUUCUAAAGGCUUUACUGGUCGAGGGUUGAAGAGCGGCAUAUUUUUCGAUUUGGGAACAAUACGGAGUACGCAAAAUCAGUUUUUGUCAGAAUAUGGGAUGCUAUUGAGUCUUUGCCGGCAUGCAGUCAUCGAUGAUCAACCCGUCGAAAGCAUGACUGAGGGCGGAAUCGCCUGAGCAGGGUGGCAGAGUGUGAGAACUAAUGUUGG